GAGGACAGGACAGGAAGGAAACCAAAGGGUUUCUUUGUGAGUCGCAUCUGAGUGAUUUCUGCAAAGACCUGGUGGGAAUGUGGCCGAUCUGAGAGAUUUUAAAGUCCUUUUUAAAAGCUGCUGCAUUGCACCAGUCACUGUGUGUCUCCCAUUUAUCCAGGACUGAUUGCGGGUGGGAAAACUUUGUGCACCGAGUCUGGCUGUUUACCCUCUGCAUUCCCUGGAGAGCUUCUGUGUGUAACGCUGUGAUUGUCAGACGGUGCUCGGCAGACGGUUUGCGGGGAUGGAUGUGGAGACAGAGGCAGGGCAGGUGUGCGGGGGGAGUGGGGAGGCCGUGGGGGGUGUUAUGCCGCAGGCGCGGUACCGGUGCUCGGCCUGUGGCCGCGGUUUCCGCUUCCCCUCGGAGCUCGAUGUGCACCGGCGAGCGCACACCGGGGAGCGGCCGUUCGAGUGUGGCUCCUGUGGACGUGGCUUCAGCCGCUCUGGCCACCUGCGGGGACACCAGCGAGCCCACUGUGCUGACCGGCCCUUCGCCUGUGCCGCCUGCCUGCGCCGCUUUCUCACGGCGGCCGACCUGCUCCUGCACUAUCGCAGCCACGCCGGCGACAAGCCCUAUGAGUGCGGCGCCUGCACCAAGCGAUUCGGCAAAUCGGGGGACCUGGCGCGGCACCGACUCACACACUCUGGGGAGAAGCCCUUCAGCUGUGAGGCUGUGCCAAGCGAUUCGGAAAAUCAAGCGACUUGUUGCGGCACCAGCGCACGCACUCCGGGGAGAGGCCGUUCGGGUGUGAGGCUUGUGGCAAACGCUUCAAGACAGCGGGGGAGCUGGCAGUGCAUGGUCGCACACACUCUGGGGAGAAGCCGUUCCGCUGUGAGGCCUGUGGCAAACGCUUCAUCACUGCCAGUGCCCUCUCGCGGCACCGCAGGACGCACUCCGGUGAGAGACCAUUCCAGUGCCUGGUUUGCCACAAGCGCUUUAACCGUCCCUGCACACUAUCGGCACCAACGUACACAUAGCGGGGAGCGGCCAUACCAGUGUGACGUUUGCCAGAAGCGUUUUGGCGCCGCUGGAGCCUUGUCCGUACACCAACGUACACACACCGGGGAGAGGCCGUUCCGCUGUGACGUGUGCGAGCGACGGUUUAACCGACUCGGCAACUUGGCCCGGCACCGACACACCCACAGCAAAGAGAAAUCAUUCCCAUGCGACGUGUGCGAAAAGGGGUUCAACAGACUAGGGAACCUGGCACUGCACCGUCGUACACACACGAAAGGCAAACCAACUUCCAGUUAAUGCAGGCUUUGCUUCUCUGUCAGCCCGAUUCAGCUGCACACACUUGCCUUUGGGUCAGAAGCUUGUAGGUUCGAGCGCCGUAUUGUCGGAGAUGCUGUAGUUUGGAUGAGAUGUUAGACAUCACUCCAUGUCCUUGCCCCAUUCAGGCCAGAUGUUAAAGAUCUCCCACGUUGC
Molecule: messenger RNA, 1468 nt
Organism: Callorhinchus milii (elephant shark)
Lineage: Eukaryota; Metazoa; Chordata; Chondrichthyes; Chimaeriformes; Callorhinchidae
Product: zinc finger protein 180-like
Biological process (GO): regulation of transcription by RNA polymerase II
Molecular function (GO): RNA polymerase II cis-regulatory region sequence-specific DNA binding; DNA-binding transcription factor activity, RNA polymerase II-specific
Source: RefSeq, a predicted model, not a curated record